AUGUUCAAUGCUCAAAUGAAAGAUGUUGCCAUCACAAUGCCAAUCAUUGAUGCAUUUUUGCUUAACCCAUCAUACAAUAAGUUCCUCAAAGAUGCAGUUAUGGAAAAGAAGAAAGCUCUUCAAGGAAUGGUGAUUUUAACCCAUGAAUGUAGUGCUAUCAUUCAAAACAAGGUAGUAGCAAAGAAGCUUGAAGAUUCUGGUAGCUUCACUCUCCCUUGCACAUUGGGACCUUUAUCUUUUAGCCACUGUUUAUGUGACCUUGGGUCUUGUGUGAGCUUGAUGCCUCUCUCAGUUGCCAAAAGACUGGGUUUCACUCACUACAAGAAGUGUAUGAUCACUCUUGUUCUUGCAGAUAGGUCAGUUAGAACACCAGUAGGAGUGCUUGAAGACUUACCAGUGAUGAUUGGCCAUUUUGAGAUCCCAACCGAUUUUGUUGUGCUUGAAAUGGAUGAAGAACCAAAGGAUCCACUCAUCUUGGGGAGACCAUUUUUAAGAACUGCAGGAACAAUGAUUGAUGUGAAGAGUGGGAAAAUUCAAUUGAAUUUGGGAAAGGAAGCCUUGACUUUUGACAUUAACAAAGUGAUGAGGAAGCCUACAAUUGAUGGUCAAGUUUUCUACAUUGAGAGAAUGGAUGCUUUAGCUGAUGAGACUUUGGAGGAAUUAGCAAUAGAAGAUGAGCUCCAAAGCACUUUGACAGUUAAACAAGGAGAGUUUGGUUUACUAAAGGAAGAUAGUGAAGGGUAUGAAAAGAUUAUUGACUCUCACAAGCCGUUUAGUGAGGAUGGAAGCUUCCUUUAG
Messenger RNA from Camelina sativa (false flax), 798 nucleotides. Lineage: Eukaryota; Viridiplantae; Streptophyta; Magnoliopsida; Brassicales; Brassicaceae. The record is from RefSeq and is a predicted model, not a curated record.